Messenger RNA from Cornus florida, 2352 nucleotides. Its product is annotated as transmembrane 9 superfamily member 7. Bases 103 to 2019 code for a protein of 638 amino acids. The transcript has 7 exons. Gene Ontology annotation, cellular component: membrane. Gene Ontology annotation, biological process: protein localization to membrane. NCBI's taxonomy places the organism in Eukaryota, Viridiplantae, Streptophyta, Magnoliopsida, Cornales, Cornaceae. The record is from RefSeq and is a predicted model, not a curated record.
UUAUUUCUAUCGUCUCUCCUCUUGGCUGACCAACUGGGCAGCUAUUCUUCCUUCUUCAGUUCUCUCUUUCUUUCUCUUUCUCUUUCUCUCUCUAAAUCGAAAAUGGAGUGUAACUCAACACGGAUGGCCACUAUCUUCAUCUCUCUGCUCCUCCUAAUCUCAUCAGGAUAUUCGUUCUAUCUCCCAGGUGUCGCUCCUCGCGAUUUUCAAAGGGGUGAUCUACUUCAAAUUAAAGUGAACAAGCUCUCAUCAACAAAGACUCAACUUCCAUAUGACUAUUAUUAUUUGAAGUACUGCAAGCCUACCAAAAUUCUGAACAAUGCAGAAAAUUUGGGGGAGGUUCUUCGAGGUGACCGUAUAGAGAAUUCUGUUUAUACCUUUCAUAUGAGGGAGGAGCAGCCAUGCAAAGUGGUCUGUCGAGAAACGCUUGAUGCUGAAUCUGCUAAUAAUUUCAAGGAAAAAAUUGAUGAUGAAUAUAGAGUAAAUAUGAUUCUGGAUAACCUUCCAGUUGCUGUUCUUAGACAAAGGAGGGAUGGAAGCCAGUCAACCACUUAUGAACAUGGUUUUCGUGUUGGUUUCAAAGGAAAUUAUGCAGGGAGCAAAGAAGAGAAAUAUUUUAUCAAUAAUCACUUGAGCUUUAGAGUCAUGUAUCACAAGGACCCUGAGACUGAUUCUGCUAGAAUUGUUGGGUUCGAGGUUACUCCAAACAGUAUUAAUCAUGAGUAUAAGGAGUGGGAUGAGAAGAACCCUCAGUUGACAACGUGCAACCAGAACACCAAAAAUAUACUUCAAGGCAGCACUGUUCCACAGGAAGUUGAGAAAAAUAAGGAGGUUGUGUUUACAUAUGAUGUUUCUUUCAAGGAAAGUGAUAUCAAAUGGGCAUCACGUUGGGACACCUACCUCCUCAUGAAUGAUGAUCAGAUCCAUUGGUUCUCCAUUAUAAACUCUCUGAUGAUUGUCCUCUUCCUUUCUGGCAUGGUGGCCAUGAUCAUGAUGAGAACUCUGUACAAAGAUAUUGCAAACUAUAAUCAAUUGGAAACCCAAGAUGAAGCUCAGGAAGAAACAGGAUGGAAACUUGUUCAUGGAGAUGCUUUUAGGGCACCUGUCAAUUCCGGAUUACUGUGUGUUUAUGUUGGGACUGGUGUUCAGAUCUUUGGAAUGACACUCGUGACAAUGAUAUUUGCAUUGCUGGGUUUCUUAUCACCUUCCAACCGAGGCGGACUUAUGACUGCCAUGGUUCUCUUAUGGGUUUUCAUGGGCUUAUUUGGUGGUUACUCCUCAGCACGAUUAUACAAAAUGUGUAAGGGGACAGAAUGGAAGAGGAAUACCUUGAAAACAGCUUUUAUGUUUCCUGGUAUUUUGUUUGCCAUCUUUUUUGUGCUGAAUGCACUAAUCUGGGGGGAGAAAUCUUCUGGAGCAAUACCCUUUGGGACUAUGUUUGCUCUUGUGUGCUUAUGGUUUGGAAUCUCAGUGCCCUUAGUGUUUGUGGGGAGUUACUUGGGUUUCAAAAAACCUGCCAUUGAAGAUCCAGUAAAGACGAACAAAAUCCCUAGGCAGAUACCGGAGCAGGCAUGGUACAUGACACCGGUCUUCUCUGUACUUAUCGGUGGCAUUCUUCCAUUUGGGGCUGUUUUCAUUGAGCUAUUCUUCAUCCUCACAUCCAUAUGGCUGAACCAGUUCUAUUAUAUCUUUGGGUUCCUUUUCAUAGUUUUCAUUAUCCUUAUUAUCACUUGCGCGGAGAUAACCAUCGUGCUCUGCUAUUUCCAGUUAUGCAGUGAAGACUACCAUUGGUGGUGGAGGGCUUACCUGACUGCUGGCUCCUCUGCUUUGUACCUUUUCCUCUACUCAAUUUUCUACUUCUUCACCAAGCUGGAAAUUACAAAGCUGGUUUCGGGCAUCCUUUACUUUGGAUAUAUGUUAAUCAUGUCGUAUGCCUUCUUUGUAUUGACGGGGACCAUUGGCUUCUAUGCUUGCUUCUGGUUUGUUAGGAAGAUCUAUUCAUCAGUGAAGAUUGAUUGAUGUGCAGUUCUUGAGAGAGUGCUGGGUGAUUACAAAUUGACUUGUGUGAGUAGAUGAAGGCCUGGACCAAAGAAGAGGUUUCCUCUUUGCGCAGGAUAAGAGCUACACUCCGAAAAGUUUUCCUAACCUAAAACCUAAACUUUUGUUAUUUUGCUGAUAGUAUUGUAGGGCUUGGCAUGUAUGUUCCCAUCCUUUAUACCAGCUUUAGUUGUUAUGACUUAUGAAAUGUACCUUUGGUAAUUUCUGCCCAAGGAGUCUUAGAGAGGUAGUAAUUCUUGUAGAACUUUAUGAUAAACUCUUCACCACUGCCAAUGCAAUUAUUAGUUGGUAAAA